UUGUGAUGAAGCUCUUUGCUCAAUUCUUACUUACCAAAGAUCAGUUAUGAAAUUACCAUAUCAGUGAGGCGUGCAUCUGCAUGAUUCAGUCCAACUAUAUGUUGCAGUGGACAGUACUAAAGCUUCCAGAAGCUGAGCAGAGAAUUCACAACUCCCAGCAAUCUACCAUGACAGAUGUGAAAAAUCCCUAUAAUGAAGAUGAUCACUCAAGCCAGUCAUCUGGAUCAUCAUCCACUACAUCAACUUUCAGUGUAGAUGAGACUAAAGAAAAAAAGCCUCAAUCACCACGUAAUAAAUAUCCAAAAAUCAGUCCAAGAAAUAUGCUGCGAACACUAGAAAUAGCAGAAAAAAAUGUACAGACAAAAUGUCCUGAGGAACCUAAAGAAAAAGACAUUAAAAAGGAAGAGGAAGAGGACAAAAACAAAAAUGUUUAUGUGGUAUCCAGAGAGUUUGUAGAAAUAUUGUCUUCUGCCACAGCAGAUAAAGAAGAUUCAGAAUCUCUUGGCUCAGAAAUAGAUGAAAUAAUUGACUCUCCACCUGUAGAGAAAACAAACAAACUGAAAAAUAAACUGAAGGAGUUAGAGAAUGUUACACUUAACAUUGCUAUAACUGGGAUGACAGGGGCAGGGAAGUCUUCCUUUGUCAAUGCCCUCAGAGGCCUUCUUAAUGAUGAUAAGGACGCAGCUCCCACAGGAACAACUGAGACUACCAUGAAGCCCAACAUGUACCCACAUCCCUUCAUGCCAAACGUGAAGAUCUGGGACCUGCCUGGAAUCGGUAGUCCAAGAUUUAAAGCAAAGAAGUACCUGAAAGAUGUUAAUUUCCACACAUAUGACUUCUUUCUCAUAGUGACCUCUGAAAGAUUUAAGGAGAAUGACAUCGAGCUGGCCAGAGCGAUCAAGAAGAGCAAGAAGCUUUUUUAUUUCGUUCGAACUAAAAUUGACAACGACAUUCAUGCAGAAUCAAACAAAAGAAACUUUGAUGAGCGGAUGUUGCUUGAAACUGUCCGAGAGGAUUGUAAAGCAAACCUAUUGAAAGUUGGAAUACCCAAAAUAUUCCUAGUGUCUUCAUUUAAUUUGGGAAAAUAUGAUUUUCAGAAGCUGAUCAACACCCUUGAAGAUGAACUUCCAGAGAACAAGAAAUUUGCUCUCAUUCAGUCUUUGCCCAUUUAUUCUCUAAAGGCCCUCACAAAGAAGAAAACAUACUACAAGAAAAUGAUUUGGCUAAACGCCUUAGCAGCGGGAGUUGGGGCGAUAGCUCCAAUCCCUGGAUUGUCACUGGCCUGUGAUUAUGGCAUCAUGAAGAAGUUUUUUCAGCAAGUCUUCGCAGGCUUUGGUUUAUCAAAUCAGGCUCUAGAGGUGCUAUCAGAACGAGUGAACAAACCGGUGGAGCAGCUAAAAGCCGCUAGGACUUCACGCUUCAAAGAUGGGGCCACUGAGGAUAUUGUGAUUGAUAUGCUGUCUAAACCAAAGAUUGCUAUAGCCAAGACUCUGGGGACUGUAAUGUCUAUGCUGCCAGGAGGAGCUCUACCUGCAGGAGGAACGGCCGUCGCUACUGUACACUACCUGCUUAAUAUGGGACUCAAUGAGAUGGCAGAAGACACCAAACGUGUUCUCUCUGAGUCACAGCUUGCCUAAUAGACAGAAAAACCUCAGAUCAAGAUGACAAAUGAAGCAGAAAACAGUCUUGUAGUACUAAAAAAUAAAUAGAUAAAAUAAUCAUACUAAUUGCACACUGUUUUGUCAUUGUAAUUCAAAUAAAAAUUUUGAAAUGUGAUCAGGAAUGUGCAUUUGACAUUAAAAUGUAAACUACACCUUGUGUCUGUAUAUAUCUGUAUGUACUGCAUAUAUGUUGGGCAUGCAAUGAAUAAAAUACUUAUUGUGUAAAUGA
Molecule: messenger RNA, 1890 nt
Organism: Puntigrus tetrazona (Sumatra barb)
Lineage: Eukaryota; Metazoa; Chordata; Actinopteri; Cypriniformes; Cyprinidae
Product: interferon-inducible GTPase 5
Exons: 3
Coding region: 81-1637 (518 amino acids)
Cellular component (GO): membrane
Molecular function (GO): GTP binding
Source: RefSeq, a predicted model, not a curated record